Molecule: messenger RNA, 804 nt
Organism: Monomorium pharaonis (pharaoh ant)
Lineage: Eukaryota; Metazoa; Arthropoda; Insecta; Hymenoptera; Formicidae
Gene: Cks85A
Product: cyclin-dependent kinases regulatory subunit
Exons: 4
Coding region: 297-584 (95 amino acids)
Biological process (GO): regulation of mitotic cell cycle
Cellular component (GO): cyclin-dependent protein kinase holoenzyme complex; SCF ubiquitin ligase complex
Molecular function (GO): cyclin-dependent protein serine/threonine kinase activator activity; histone binding; protein kinase binding
Source: RefSeq, a predicted model, not a curated record
UUAAAUGAAUAAUUAUCAAGUCUAAAAAUGGAAUUAUUAAAAACAAAUUUUUUGCGCUAUUCUGAAUAAGAAUUUGACAUAAUUGGACAUGUUGUAUUGGACAUAUCCACAGUUUGUAAAAUUUGCUAUAAAUCGUAUCUAAGUAUUCGUAAGCCAUGAUCAAAUUUAUAUGUGUCUGUACAUAACCGUAUACGUGUAACCAUGCAUGCAAUCGCACAUAUGUGGUCGGCGAACUUCAGUUGAAGCAGAUUACUUAACUCUUAUUUGUUGGUCUACUUAUUUUAUCUUCAAUUAGAAUGCCAGUAGAACAAAUUCAGUACUCUGAAAAAUACAGUGAUGAUAGAUUUGAAUACAGGCAUGUUAUACUACCGGUUGAUAUAGCUAGACAUGUUCCAAAAACUCAUCUCAUGACAGAAACUGAAUGGAGAAAUUUGGGAGUUCAACAAAGUCCUGGAUGGGUUCAUUAUAUGAUGCAUGGACCAGAGCCGCAUGUUCUAUUAUUUCGUAGACUGAGAACUGAUCUUGUUACAGCACCUAGAUGUACCACUUUACAAAGAGAGCAGACUAUUGCUUGUUGUAAUUGACUCCGAUGUGAUAAUUGAUUAUGAUGUGUGAAUGCAAAUAAGAUGUAUGUUGAUAUGAGAUUGUAUUCUAAGUUUUUAAGUAUUUAUUAAUAGCAAAAAAAUUAUUACAGCAUAAGAAUAUAUAUCUUCAUAAUUUCUUCUAAUGAAUAUCUUUUGGAAAAACAUUUAUAAUUUUGCAAAAUCUUUUCUUUUUCAAUAAAUUUAAGAAAGCAGACACAAA